AUGAAUGCUAGUGUCUAUUUACAAUCCUUUGGAUGGAAAGAAGGAGAAGCCUUACAGAAAGGAGGUCUUACUAAACCUAUUUUGGUUAAGCACAAAAAAGAUACUAAGGGGCUAGGUCAUGAUACUAAUGCUGUGGAUACAUGGUGGGAAAAAUUAUUUGAUGGUCAGUUGAAGAAUUUGGAAGUUAAUAACAAUUCAAACGGAAGUGUAUCAUUUGCAAAGAAUGAAGAGAAAACAAUGGAUACUAUGAGAAGAUCGAUGUCUCCGUUAUAUAAAAUGUUUGUAAAGGGUGAAGGAUUAGAAGGAACUGUUGGGAAGACAGACCAUGUCAAAGCGGAACACAUAGAAAUAUCUUCAAGUAUGGCAAUGGAACAGAUGGAAAUGUUAAUUAAAAAGGAAACUGGACAAGACUUAAAUGGGACUGGUAAACCUGAUAAAGAUAAGAAGAGGAAGGAUAAAUCAUCUAAGAUAGAGAAGAAAGAAAAGAAGGAUAAGAAAGAGAAAAAGGAAAAGAAGCUGAAAGAUCUAAAAGAUAAGAAGAAGUCGAAGGAUAGAGACGCGAAGAAAGAGAAGAGGGAAAAGAAGGACGACAAGAAGAAGAGUAAGAAGGAAGAUACAAAGGGCAUAGAAUCAACAAAGAAAGAUAAGAAAUCAAGUACAGAUAAGAAACGAAAGAGAGACAACAAAGAAGACAUCACUUCAAAGAAACGAGUUGUAAUCCUAACAAUAAUAUUCAAACCCAAGAAGCCAAAACCAAGAAGAAUCAACCAAUCGCGAUUCAAGUUCACAUAUCCAUCGGAAUGGGAAUCACAAUUACAAUUGUUGAAGUCAGAUGAAGCCCAAUUGAAUCUGCCCAUUUUUAGUGAAUCAUUCUUGAUAUCAGAAACAUUCGAAGAAUUGAUUAAUUUAAUUAUAGGAGAAUUCAUUAACAAAUGGUAUUCAGAAAUCACAUCAUCACCAUUAGUCACCGAUUCUAUAAAGAUUGAACUCAAAUAUGUUAUACGGAAUUUAAAAGAUAGACUACAAAGUAUCGAUUUCGCCAAAGUUAUGGUUACUAGUAUUCUUCCCAUUGUACAAGAUCAUUUCCAAUCAUAUCUCCAUGCUGAAGAACUCGUAAAAUCAAAAUCAUAUUCACCCAAACAAGAUUCUUCAGAAUUUCAUACGGCAGUUGCCAAUGCGUAUAAACGUGGGAAAUUACAUCGAGCCGUAACCAUUUCCAAUAAUAUUCAAGCAAACAUUAACGAAAAGAAAUAUCUCCGAAAUAAAGUAAAUUCAUUCUUACCAUAUUUGUUAUCUGAGAAUGAGAAGGAUAAUGAAAUUGGAGUCACCUUAGUCACUGAGAUUUUGGCUUGUACUGUUCUUUGUAAUGUUAUUAAUUUAGUAACUGAAAGUGAUUUUUAUAACUUGAUGAUUGUGAAAUUGAUAGGUGACAACUUAAGAAGACGAGAUCAAGUUAAGAAAUUAAGAGCUGCAUUAGAAGAGCACACACAGGGAGGAAAUAAACGUCGUCAAUUGCAAAGAAAUCAACUUGACUCAUCGGGAGCGGAAGAUGUUGUGCAAAUAUUACUGGAUUCAAUAGAUGCAAGUGAUGACUUGGAAAGUUUAUUAGUGCUUGAAGAUUCUAUUCUUCAGAUAGAUGAUCCAAUAGCUAGAAUCCAAUUAAAACGAAAAUUAAAUCAAAAGAAAGAAUUAUUCUCCAAUAAGCAAUCCACUAUGAAAUUGAUUGAAAUCCUCAACAAUCCAGCUUCAUUAAAGGUUUUUAAAACAUGUAUGAUCGAUAGUGGUAGAAGUAAAAUUCUUGAUUUUUGGUUAGCUGUGGAAGCCAUAAAGGCGCCAUUGGAGCAGAAUGACAUUCAAGAGGAAAAUAAUUUAUCACUUUCUUUGGAAUAUACUAGCUUUGAUGAUAUCAAGAGAAUUACCGAUAUGUACAUAUUGCCCGGUUAUAUCACAUUAGAUGAAUCAAACAAGAAAACACUUCUAGAACUAACUAACCUGCCACCUGGUGAAUCUAGAAUCAAAUUAUAUCAAAAGGCGAGAGGGUUGCUAUUCAGACGUCAACAUGAAGUAUUCGAAGACAUGGAGAGUCGCGAUUUUGAAUUAUUUAAGAGCUCUGAUUUAUAUAUGAAACAAUUACAAGCCAACAAACAAGAACCAGAUGUCAACCCCGAGAUUAUAUAUGCUGUUGAGAAUGCAUUUUCAGAAAUUAUGAAUACUUCCAAUUCCACAACUGAGCCCACUCAAUCACGAACCACGCUUAAUGAGAGUUCGAGUAUUGAUGAUCUUUUGACUAUGAGAAAAGAUUCCUCGACAAUAUUUGGCCAUGAUGAUGAUAGUUCAGGAAAUCGGAAUUCUCGUUUAUUUGAUAGUGAUGAUUCCGAUAUUGAUGAUGAUACAAGUGAUUCCAUAAGUUAUGGCGAACUGCUGGAAAUGAAUAAAUUUGGUGGAGAUGAUCUGGAGGUUCAAUUAGCGGGACCGGGAAAUCUUAAUCUAGCUGAAGAGAUACCUAAAUUAACAGAGGAAGUUGAGAAUCUUCAUGAACAAUUAGCCGUGUUGGAACCACUUAUUAGAAAAGCGGAAUUGAGUAAUAAUAUAUCCCAAUUGAAAGUUUUAAGGAAAUCUAAAAUCGCCUUAGUUCGAGAAGUUAAUUUUAAAGAAUUGCAAAAGCAACAAUAUAUCGUUCAAGAAAAUGAUAAUAGUUUAUAUGGGAAAUCUCGAGUUUGUAUUCAAUCAUACAUCAGUGGAAAUGAGAAUGGUAAAGAAUUUAUUCUUUAUAUUAUUGAAGUUCAGAAAUUUUCUAAUGAUGAUCCAAAUAUUACAACUGCAGGUUGGGUGGUUGCAAGACGAUAUAGUCAAUUUUAUAGAUUACAUCAAUAUCUCAAAUGGAAAUAUCCUACUGGGGUUGCAAAUUUGAAGUUCCCAAAGAGAUCUAUGCUGGUUUUGAAAUUUCAACAAAGACAAGUGGUUGAAAUUCGUCAAAAUGCUUUAGAAGAGUAUUUGCAACAACUCAUAAGAAUACCUGAAGUAUGUUCAGAUAAAGCAUUUAGAUCAUUUUUAUCUUCAGAAAACUUUAAUUUGAGAAAGAAUCAACCGUUUGGAGAUGCUAUUAAACAAACGAAGGAAAAUGCGGAAAUGUUAGCUAAUAAAUGGUACAAAGGGAUUUCAAACAUGUUCUUAACUGUUUCUCCAAAAGAGUCCGGAUCCUGCCGAGUCAAUGAUAAUCCUAUAACCGAUUCACAAAUAAUGGAGAAUAUCAAGGAUAUGGAACGAGAAUUGAAACAAUUUGAUGAAAGUUCAAUGACAAAGACAACCAUGUUUGUAAAACCGAUUUGUGAUUUAUUAAUUACUGUAUUCAGAUUACAUAAUUCUAGAAGUUGGCUAAGAGGAAGAGCAUUAGUUGUUAUAUUACAACAAUUGUUUGGAACGACUAUUGAAAAGAAAGUAUAUGAACAAGUUGAGAUUCAAUUGAAAACAGAAGAGAAUAUUUUAGAUUUAUUUAUAACGUUGAAGAAUAUUUUAUUUCCCAAUGGGAAAUUCAAGGAUCCUCCGGCUUUAAGAACACUCUAUCAACAAUCUAAUACAAGGCAGGAAGCUAGGAUAUUAUUUGAAGCAUUUAUGGAUGAAACUUGUUCAAAGAUUUUUGGAACUUCAAAUACCAAAUUUGCAUCAAAUAGAUUAUUUAGAAUGAUUCAGAAUGAUUAUCUUAAUCGACAUUUGAUAUUUGAAAUAUUAGAUGAAUUAUUGGGUGAGAUCUUUCCCGAGAUAAGUUAA
Hemisphaericaspora subhashii is the source of this 3768-nucleotide messenger RNA. RefSeq lists its product as uncharacterized. NCBI's taxonomy places the organism in Eukaryota, Fungi, Ascomycota, Pichiomycetes, Serinales, Debaryomycetaceae. The coding region runs from base 1 to 3768 and encodes 1255 amino acids. Gene Ontology annotation, cellular component: intracellular membrane-bounded organelle. The transcript is spliced from 2 exons. Gene Ontology annotation, molecular function: phosphatidylinositol binding. The record is from RefSeq and is a predicted model, not a curated record.